AUGAGAGAAGUCAUAAGUAUUAAUGUUGGUCAAGCUGGUUGUCAAAUUGGUAAUGCCUGUUGGGAAUUGUACUCCCUUGAGCACGGUAUCAAGCCUGAUGGUCAUCUAGAAGAUGGUCUAUCAAAACCCAAAGGGGGAGAAGAGGGCUUUUCCACAUUUUUCCACGAAACCGGACAUGGUAAGUUCGUUCCAAGAGCCAUUUAUGUGGACUUAGAGCCCAAUGUUAUCGACGAAGUGCGUAACGGCCCUUACAAGGACCUUUUCCAUCCGGAACAGUUGAUCAGCGGUAAGGAAGACGCGGCUAAUAACUAUGCUAGAGGCCAUUAUACCGUCGGUAGAGAAAUAGUGGACGAAGUUGAAGAAAGAAUCAGAAAGAUGGCCGACCAAUGUGACGGGUUACAGGGGUUCUUGUUCACCCAUUCCCUCGGUGGUGGUACCGGUUCCGGGUUGGGUUCCCUGUUACUAGAAAAUUUAUCUUAUGAGUACGGUAAGAAAUCUAAGUUGGAAUUUGCCGUCUACCCAGCACCACAAUUGUCCACUUCUGUCGUGGAGCCUUACAACACCGUUUUAACCACACACACCACUUUAGAACACGCGGACUGUACGUUUAUGGUCGAUAACGAAGCCAUUUACGAUAUCUGUAGUAGAAACUUGGGCAUCUCCAGGCCAACCUUUAGUAACUUAAACGGGUUGAUUGCUCAAGUGAUAUCAUCUGUGACCGCGUCCUUAAGAUUCGAUGGUUCUUUGAAUGUCGAUUUGAACGAAUUCCAAACCAACUUAGUACCAUACCCAAGAAUCCAUUUCCCUCUGGUCUCAUAUGCUCCGAUCUUGUCCAAGCAGAGGGCUACCCAUGAGUCCAACUCUGUGUCAGAGAUCACAAACGCUUGUUUCGAACCUGGUAACCAAAUGGUCAAGUGUGACCCAACAAAGGGCAAAUACAUGGCCAACUGUCUGUUAUACAGAGGUGACGUGGUGACAAGAGAUGUUCAGAGAGCCGUUGAACAGGUGAAGAACAAGAAAUCGGUACAAAUGGUGGACUGGUGUCCAACAGGCUUCAAAAUCGGUAUCUGUUACGAACCGCCAACUGUGAUACCAAGUUCCGAAUUGGCGAGUGUGGAUAGAGCUGUUUGCAUGCUAUCCAACACCACCGCCAUCGCCGAUGCCUGGAAGAGAAUUGAUCAAAAAUUCGAUUUGAUGUAUGCUAAGCGUGCCUUCGUCCACUGGUACGUAGGUGAAGGUAUGGAGGAAGGUGAAUUCACCGAGGCUAGAGAGGACUUGGCUGCUUUGGAAAGAGACUACAUCGAAGUCGGUGCCGAUUCCUAUGCCGAAGAGUUCUAG
Saccharomyces kudriavzevii IFO 1802 is the source of this 1338-nucleotide messenger RNA. It is a transcript of the gene TUB3, whose product is annotated as alpha-tubulin TUB3. Gene Ontology annotation, biological process: microtubule cytoskeleton organization; mitotic cell cycle; nuclear migration by microtubule mediated pushing forces. The record is from RefSeq and is a predicted model, not a curated record. The transcript is spliced from 2 exons. NCBI's taxonomy places the organism in Eukaryota, Fungi, Ascomycota, Saccharomycetes, Saccharomycetales, Saccharomycetaceae. Gene Ontology annotation, molecular function: GTP binding; structural constituent of cytoskeleton. Bases 1 to 1338 code for a protein of 445 amino acids. Gene Ontology annotation, cellular component: cytoplasm; nucleus; spindle.